Molecule: messenger RNA, 579 nt
Organism: Echinostoma caproni
Lineage: Eukaryota; Metazoa; Platyhelminthes; Trematoda; Plagiorchiida; Echinostomatidae
Source: the annotation of a GenBank genome assembly
AACUUACGAGAUGGAGUGGAAAAAGGGGGAAAGAGUAAGUCAUUUUUUACACGUCAUAAAAUUUGCCCAUUAGUUAUUAUGCCUCCAUCCACUCUCGGGGCAUUAACACGUAUGAAUGUGCAAUAUCCGAUGCUUUUCAAGUUGACGAACAAACAGGCAAACCGUACGACACAUUGUGGUGUGUUAGAGUUCGUGGCCGACGAAGGAAAUAUUUACGUCCCCUAUUGGAUGCUGAAAAAUCUUCUUCUAGAGGAGGGGGAGCGGGUUUCCGUUUCAAAUGUUUCUCUUAAAGUGGCAUCGUUCGCUAGGUUUCAGCCCCAGAGCUGUGACUUUUUGGAUAUAUCAAACCCAAAAGCAGUUUUAGAGAACGCUCUCCGGUAUUUCGCGUGCCUGACUGUCGGUGACGUCAUUGCCAUCAGUUAUAAUGACAACGUUUACGAGCUGAAAGUACUAGAAACCAAGCCGGACAAUGCCGUGACUAUAAUUGAAUGUGACAUGAGCGUGAAUGCUAUUACCCUUAUAAAUCAUGCCCCCAAGCCUGUUGCCAAAUGGCGUUUUGAUUAUUUUUUCUUGGAAUAG